Molecule: messenger RNA, 1683 nt
Organism: Daucus carota subsp. sativus
Lineage: Eukaryota; Viridiplantae; Streptophyta; Magnoliopsida; Apiales; Apiaceae
Product: wax ester synthase/diacylglycerol acyltransferase 4
Exons: 5
Coding region: 85-1506 (473 amino acids)
Biological process (GO): triglyceride biosynthetic process
Cellular component (GO): plasma membrane
Molecular function (GO): diacylglycerol O-acyltransferase activity
Source: RefSeq, a predicted model, not a curated record
AUACUUUGUAACCACCCCUAUGCCCGUCCGCUCCUUAAAUAUGUAUGCUGUGGUGCAAAUGUACGUACGCACUUAAUUUGAAAAAUGCAGCAUCAGAAAAUAAACAUGGAAGGCUUAUGGUCUGAUGAUGAAGUUCCUGUUAGUCCUACUGGCCAGUACUUCAACAGUUCUGUUCUUUCCAUCUCUGUUCUCUCCGUCCUGGAAUCGGAGAUUCCUAUCGACGAUUCCCUUGCUCUCACUCUCCUCAAAGAUCUAUUCCUUCCGAUUAAUCCCCGAUUCUCCUCCAUUAUGGUUGAAGACAAUAAUGGUGUAAAGCAGUGGAAAAAAGUGUUUGUCGAGCUUCAAGAUCAUGUAAAUGUCCCAACUUUUCCAGAGGGGAAAUUUCCGGAGUUUUAUGAUGCUUGCCUGAAUGAUUAUCUGUCGAAGAUAGCCAUGGAAUCGUUUCCGAAAGGCCGGCCUUUGUGGAAUAUCCAUAUAAUUAAGUACCCUACUAGCAAUGCAGCUGGUAGUCUGGUUUUCAAGCUUCAUCAUGCACUUGGUGAUGGUUUUUCACUUAUGGGAGCCCUUCUUUCGUGUCUCAAGAGAUGUGAUAAUCCAGGGCUUCCCUUGACAUUUCCUAAUUUUCAGAUGAAAACAGACUUGGAUGAUGAAAAGGAGACUGUUUUUAACCGUUUGACUAAGAGGUUUUCUACUGUGAUUAACUCUGCUUCUGAUUUUGGAUGGAGUCUUCUGAAAAGUAGCAUUCUGCAAGAUGAUAAGACACCGAUAAGAUCUGGGACUGAAGGAGUGGAGUUCCUGGCAAUCAAUCUGAUUACAAUGUCAUUUUCACUCGAUCAAAUCAAGGAAAUCAAGGGCAAGCUUGGAGUGACAAUAAAUGAUGUACUCACUGGAGUAAUCUUUCUGGGGACAAGAUUAUACAUGGAUGCAACAAGCCAGGAGUCGAGAAAUGGAGUUUCUACUGCACUGGUCUUGCUCAAUACUAGGAACAUUGGUGGCUACACAUCAGUGGCUGAGAUGGUUGAUGCUUCUGCAGCCGAGAAGCAAUGGGGAAAUCAGUUCGGUUUCUUACACGUCUCAGUUCCAGAAUUAAAUGGAACAGAAUAUUCUAACCCGACUCAGUUCGUCUACAAGGCACAGAAAAUCAUCAAGAGAAAGAGAGAAUCUGCAGCUGUUUUUCUCACUGGCAGAUUAUUAGAGACAGUGAGGAGAUAUAGAGGUCCUGAGGCCACGGCUCAGUACAUUCAUAGCACGCUAAACAACUCGAGCAUGACUAUAUCAAAUAUGAUCGGACCACUGGAACGAAUGUCGUUAGCUGAUCAUCCGAUUAAGGGCUUUUAUUUCAUGGUAGUUGGGGUUCCGCAGAGCCUUACUAUAACAAUGGUUAGCUAUAUGAAAGUGGUGAGAAUUGCUGUUGGAAUGGAGAAAGGCCUAAUGGAUCCCCAGAAAUUCAAGUCAUCUGUUGAGAGUGCUUUCGAUAUGAUAUAUAAAGCAGCUGUCAGGUCUUGAUUCAUCCAGACCGUGAUAUUAAAGCUUCAUCACUUUUUCCCUUUGCAAUCAUCUCAUACAAAUUUGUUUAUCAUUCUUUGGUAUUUAGAAAAAGUGUGUUUUACAUUCCAUAAAACAGAGAAAUGUAACGAAUGACAUGAUAUAAUUUUAUUUACCCAGUUGAGUUUUUCGAUCUCA